CGAGGAGAGAGAGAGAGACCACCUCGCUCUACUGCCCCGCUCUUUCCCUCCCCAUUCCCUUUCCCUCUCCUCUCCUCUCUUCUCGCCGAGCCACCCGACCCAUUCGCCUCCUCUCCACCCCGCCCAGAUCGCCGCCAUUCCCCCGGCUCCGGCGACAAGGGGCUCGCGGCGCUGGCACCGGGCCUCCCUCCCCGCGCGACGGAAACGGCUCCCGGCGGCGGCGGCCGGAGGAAGUCACGGAGGUGAGGCGCGAGGUGGAGCACACGGAGGGCGCUGCUUGAGGUGUGGAUGGGGUGGUAGGAAGGUGGAGGCAGUGCGGUGGCGGCGGCGGUGAUUGUGGCGGUGGCAGCCAUGCAUUUCGCCAAGCUCGAUGACUCGCCCAUGUUCCGGACGCAGAUACAAUUACUCGAGGAGAGUGCUGAAUUGCUUAGAGAGAGAUGCUUGAAGUUCCAGAAAGGUUGUCGCAAGUACACUGAAGGACUAGGGGAAGCAUAUGAUGGAGAUAUUGCAUUUGCAAGCUCACUUGAAACAUUUGGAGGAGGCCACAAUGAUCCAAUUAGUGUUGCUUUUGGUGGACCUGUCAUGACCAAAUUUACAAUUGCCUUGAGAGAAAUUGGAACAUACAAGGAAGUUCUGCGCUCCCAGGUUGAGCAUAUGCUAAAUGACAGAUUGCUGAAUUUUGUGGACGUUGAUUUGCAUGAUGUUAAGGAUGCUCAUAAGCGUUUUGAUAAGGCUAGCCUCUCAUAUGACCAGGUUCGUGAGAAGUACCUAUCUUUGAAGAAAGGUACACGACCGGACGUAACAACUGCGAUUGAAGAUGAGCUCCACAGUGCUAGAUCUUUGUUUGAGCAGGCACGUUUCAACUUGGUCACUGCACUUUCCCAUGUCGAGGCAAAGAAGAGAUUUGAAUUUUUGGAGGCUGUUAGUGCGACGAUGGACUCACAUCUUCGAUAUUUCAAACAAGGAUAUGAACUAUUGCAUCAAAUGGAGCCAUAUAUUAAUCAGGUUCUUGCUUAUGCACAGCAAUCAAGAGAAAGGGCAAACAAGGAACAGGCUUCUCUUGUAGAGAAGAUGCAUGAGUACAAAAGGCAGAUAGACCUGGAAAGUCGGUCUUCUGCAAAUGGUUUGAAUGAUUCUCAUAAUGGUGACGGAAUACAAACGAUCGGUAGAAGUUCACAUAAAAUGAUCGAGGCAGUGAUGCAAUCUUCCUCAAAAGGCAAGGUUCAGACCAUUCGUCAAGGUUACCUCUCAAAGAGAUCUUCAAACUUGAGAGGCGACUGGAAAAGAAGGUUUUUCGUACUUGAUAGCCGAGGAAUGUUGUACUACUAUCGCAAACAAAUUACUAGGCCACCUGGUGGUUGUUCCAGCCAAAGAAGUGUCAACCCCCCCGAACAUGGUUCUGGGUUGUUGAGCAGAUUAUUCUCGUCUCAUUACCAUGGUAUUGCACACGAUGAGAAGUCUGUUGCACGUCAUACUGUAAAUUUGUUGACAUCAACCAUUAAAGUUGAUGCUGAACAAUCAGAUUUGAGGUUCUGCUUUAGAAUUAUUUCACCCACAAAGGUCUACACAUUGCAGGCAGAGAGUGCAGUAGAUCAGAUGGAUUGGAUUGAAAAGAUAACUGGUGUUAUUGCCUCUUUGCUGAGCUCACAAUCCCCAGAACAGUGUUUUAUGUCAAGCCCUAAGUGCACUGGCCAUGAUCGGAGUACCAGUGAGAGCAGCUCCUUUACGAGUUCGGUGGACUUUGAACCUUCCAUAAGCGAUGAUUUAAUACUGGAGAAGAACUCUGGAAAUGGUCAUCAUGAUGUCAGAGGCACACAUCAUUACAGAACCAGCACGAAACCUGAAAAACCAAUUGACUUGCUUAGGAAAGUUGAUGGCAACAAUAUGUGUGCUGAUUGUGGUGCUUCAGAACCUGAUUGGGCAUCUUUAAACCUUGGUGCUCUUCUAUGCAUAGAGUGUUCUGGGGUACACAGAAAUCUUGGAGUGCAUAUAUCGAAGGUAAGAUCUCUGACACUUGAUGUCAGAGUUUGGGAGCCAUCUGUAAUCAAUCUCUUUCAGUCAUUAGGCAACAUGUUUGUCAACAAUAUUUGGGAAGAGAUGUUGCCUUCAUCAAAUAAUGGUCGUUCUGAUGACAAUUUAAGUUCUGAUGGAUCAGACACAACACAAUACCUCGCUGUUAGCAAGCCUAAACACAAAGAUGCCUUCUCUGCCAAAGAGAAGUUUAUUCAUGCCAAGUAUGUAGACAGAGAGUUUGUACAGAACCAUAGCACGGAUGAGAUUCAGCUAGCUCAGCAGAUGUGGAAUAGUGUAACUGCAAAUGACAAGAAAGCUGCAUACAGUCUCAUUGUGCGAUCACAUGCCAAUGUAAAUUUAGUUUAUGGAGAGAUGUCAUCUGGCUCAUGUUUGACGCUUGGAAAAGCACUUCUGCAAGAGCAACCAGCUUCACCUUCUGAUGGAAGUCCUAGAUUUUUCGAUUGCAGUUCACAUGAAAAGAUUUCUCCUAGAGAGCCCCUUUCUCCUGCUAGCACGAGUUCACGCAUAGAUGAUGUGGAGGACUGUUGUGAAGGUUUCUCCUUGCUUCAUCUCGCAUGCCGUGUUGCAGAUAUUGGGAUGGUUGAAUUACUUUUACAGUAUGGCGCUAGUGUAAAUAUGACUGAUUCAAGGGGUCGGACACCCCUUCAUCACUGCAUUUUGAAAGGAAGACAUCUCCAUGCCAAGCUUCUCCUCUCCAGGGGGGCUGAUUCACAAGCUACCGACCGAGAUGGUAGGACAGCAUUACAGUAUGCAAUCGACGGUGGAACAAGCGAUGAAGAUAUUCUUGUUUUAUUAGAGGACCAUAGCAGAUAAUCUUGCAAUCACACCUUCAGUAAAUCAAACUCCCCUCUUGGUGCAGUCGACUCAACUAACAUGGCUCCAGUCCCUCCCAGUCCCUGCUUGUCUUGCUGAUAAUUCUAGCUUGAGACAUGAAAGCAAUUUAUGUACAUGUCAUUCUGGAGCUUCUGCAACAUGAUGCGCCUGUGUUUUUUUCUUUCUUUUUUCUUUCUUUAGCAUCAGUGGUCUUUAUUUAUUCAUCUCGCAAACGGUUUAGUUUCGUUUGCAGAUGAUUCAUAGUAAGUUUGUAAAUCGAGUUGCUUCUCUUUAUUCUCGUCAUCCUUCAUCAUGAAGUUGCUGCCCUUCGAGAUGUGCCGUUGUGAUCUAUGAAAUAUUAGCGUGGUGUGGAUAGUAUAUGUCAUUGAUAUACCUUGCUCCA
Messenger RNA from Phragmites australis (common reed), 3250 nucleotides. Its product is annotated as ADP-ribosylation factor GTPase-activating protein AGD3-like. Lineage: Eukaryota; Viridiplantae; Streptophyta; Magnoliopsida; Poales; Poaceae. The transcript has 19 exons. Bases 352 to 2847 code for a protein of 831 amino acids. Gene Ontology annotation, cellular component: cytoplasm. Gene Ontology annotation, molecular function: protein binding; GTPase activator activity. The record is from RefSeq and is a predicted model, not a curated record.